Messenger RNA from Monoraphidium neglectum, 1515 nucleotides. Its product is annotated as Putative receptor protein kinase TMK1. Gene Ontology annotation, biological process: protein phosphorylation. Gene Ontology annotation, molecular function: ATP binding; protein kinase activity. Bases 1 to 1515 code for a protein of 504 amino acids. The transcript is spliced from 13 exons. Lineage: Eukaryota; Viridiplantae; Chlorophyta; Chlorophyceae; Sphaeropleales; Selenastraceae. The record is from RefSeq and is a predicted model, not a curated record.
AUGCGCGUCAGCGCCCGCCUGGCGCUGCUCGAGCCCGCCCCCUCGAGCAGCGCCCUCCUUUUCGAGGCGCCCGGCCGCGGCCGCGAGAAGGCCGGCGGCUCGGUGUGCGCCCCGGCAGGCGGCAGCCUCGUACUGCCGGGCGACGCGACGGCUCCAGUCGCGGCGACGCGGCUGCCGCUAGCCAGCACGCUGCUGGCGUCCGCGACCUGCGUCCGCCCCGCGCGCGACGUGUUCACGCGGUCGUCGGGCCGGGUCUCGUCCCUGGUGGUGGUGCCGCUGAUCAGCGAGGACGACGGCGGCAGCGUCCUGGGGGGCAUUUACUUUGCCAUGGACCAGCCCUGCGACGUUUCAAACAUCCAGGACACCCUGCUGGGCUUCAUAUCGACCGUCACCCCCCUGCUGCACAACAAGCUCGCCGGCCAGGCAGAGUUCUUGGCGGCGCUGGUUGCCGAUCAGGGCGCCUCGUCAAAAGGGGGAGGCUGCAAGCUGGUGCCGGCCCCUCACAGCCACGCAGGCUCCGCCAAGGCCCGGCCGCUCGCCGGGGGCGCCCCGGCCGCGCCGGCCGGCACCAGCGUGCCGUUGGUGGCGCUGGCGAGCGACGCCCUGCCGGCCGCGCGGGCUGGCAGUCUGACUGCGAUGGGUGGCAACCGGAUCAACGCUGAGGCGAUGCUACAGGUUCUGCAGCAGGACCUGAGGGCCAAGGGGCGCCAGGGCGCCGGGGCACAAGAGCUGGUCGUCGGCCCGAUGCUGGGGAAGGGUGGAUUUGGCGUCGUGCACAAGGCGUGGUGGCACAGGGUGCCCGUGGCUGCAAAGAUCAUGCCGGCGCGCGCGACCGAGCGCGAGGCCAUGCGGGACGCAGUUGAGAUGGCGGUUCUUUCGACGGUGCACCACCCUCACGUAGUCAGCGUCUUCAGCUGCCUCACAGACAUGGUGGAGGACACCGACACUGACAAGAGCAGCGGCGGCGCGAGCAGCAGCAGCAGCCUGCUGCUGGGGGCCAAGACGCGCUACCGGCGCUUGCGGCCGGAGGAGAGCGCCUGGGGGGAGCAAGCGGUGUUCAGCAUCGUGGUGAUGGAGCUCUGCGACCGCGGCACGCUGCGCACCGCCAUCAAGAGCGGCCUGCUGCACCAGCAGCUGCCCGGGGGCGCCAUCGGCGUGCGGCUGGCUAACGGCCUGGAGCUGCUGCUGGAUGUGGCUUACGCUGUUCAGCACCUCCACUCCAUAAACCUUGUGCACGGCGACAUCAAAAUGGAGAACAUUUUGCUGAAGAGCGACCCCUCGCGCCAGCUGGGCGUUACGCCAAAGCUUGCGGACUUUGGCCUGACGCGCAUCCUGAACGACUCUGACCACUCGGUGAACCUGGAUGGCGCCGGCACCGUGACGCACCUGGCGCCAGAGAUGUUCAAGGCCGGCACCAUCAUCACCAAGGCGGUCGACGCCUACGCGUUUGGCAUCCUGUUGUGGGAGGUCUACACAGGCCAGAGGGCAUUCGCAGGUCUAGCCACUACAGGGUGA